AUGGCGUGCGCAUCGCGGACGCGGAAGUCCCGCGUGCGGAGGAACUUGAGGAGCACCACGUCGGCGCGCUCGUCGGCCGGGGCGGGGGCAGCGUCGUCCGCCACGGCGGGAGGAGAGUGGGGGUUCAGUGGGACGCCCCAAAUGGAAAUGGGGUCUGGGUGGGUGGCGAGCAGCACCUUGAGGUCGGCGAGCGCACUGAGCUCAGACGACGGGAGCGCGGCGGCGACGUACGAGUCCUCCUUGAAGGAGGGGGAGCGGAGCAGCGCGGUGGCGUCCAUGAGCGAGGACAUGAGGCUGCGCUUGGAGGCCGGGGCUGCCACGGGGCUGAGAGCUGCGGCAUCAUCAUCACUCCCUCCGCCACAACGUUUUGUGGCAGAACAAAUGUAA
This is a messenger RNA of Miscanthus lutarioriparius, 387 nucleotides long. The record is from the annotation of a GenBank genome assembly. Lineage: Eukaryota; Viridiplantae; Streptophyta; Magnoliopsida; Poales; Poaceae.